AUGGCACGCUUCAGCCACCCCCGGCUGCUGCCCUAUGCACUGCUCGUUGCCCUCGCUGGUCUCCCACGGCCUCCCCCGGCCUGGGCAGUGCCGAGCGGUGGAGCCACGGCUCGCGGCGCUGGCGUGGGGAGCGCGCUGCUGGUGCACCCGGAUGUGGGGGUGCCGGCGAUGGCGCGGGGCAUUGUCCCCGUGAGCUGGCGGGAGUUUGGGAAGCAGCUGGCGCGGCGCUUGCAGUGGGAUGUGAACCAGACCAGGGAUGCAAUCUCCAUGCAUGUCAUGGCCUUGUCGCAGUUUUGCACUCAGCUUGGGAGGGGUUUGAACGCCUCCUUAGUGCUUGGCAUCGACUGGCCGAAGGACCUGCCAUGGCGCUGUGCCGAUCUGCAAAGGCCACUGGAGAAGAUCCCCACCAGGCUAUUUUACAACAGCUCCUCCUUGGCAUUGGCCGAGUUUCCCUCCAGCCACCUGGCGACGCAGCGGAAGGCACGGAAGGUGCAGAAGCGGGUGCUGCGCCUCCUAGGGCGGAAGACGGAGGAGGAGCUUAUUUGGGCAUUCCUACUCCUCACAGACAAGCAUUUGGCCAAGGUGCAGGCUGUCCAAGAGCAGCUUCCACAUCCACACCCAGGGUCACUGGCGCGAGCCGCAGCGCUUUGUGGACCCCAGUUCUUGGCGUGUGGGGUGAGUCCUAGCUGCAUGAAAGGCCUCUUUUGCAUUGCUCUGUGUCAUUUGGAUGACCAGACGUGUGCCUACAAGUGCCUCCUGAAGUAUGAAAGCUGGUUGAUCUCCAAAUUCUCCGCCUGCGCUUUCGAAAAGCAGCUUCUUGCCCUUGUGAACGUGAUGAACUUCCACACGCUUCGCCCGCGACUGCCAGCGAUUACUCCCUUGGAAGGCUUUGACAACACCCAACUGAACAUUUAUUCAGCCACCCGCAUUCUGAUUGGCCAUGCGCAUGAGCAGAAGUUCAGCUGGCUAGUAGCAGCAGCUUCCAGUGAAGCCUAUGCGCAGUUCAAGCUGCAGUACCAGAUUUGGUACUAUCGAAGAAGCCAGCGCCGGCUCUACUACAAAGCGGUCUUCCUCUCCGAGGGCCGCGAUGGACACUUGGCCUGGCGCUCACGGAGCUAUGUGACGCUGCCGCUGCGCACGCCGGGCGCGUGGCUGUUCGCGGCGGCGGACGGCGGGGUGCAGCUGCGGGAGCAUUGGUACCUGCUCGGUGCAGACGCACAGCUGCGAUGGAUGUUAAUUUACUUCAAAGGUGCAGCACGGAAGGCCGGCAUGGCCUACCGCGGCUGUAUGCUACUCACGCCGGAUGGCAAAGUCCCGGGCCGGAGUGCCAUGCCCAUGAUCUCUGAAGCCCUUGCCAAAGCUGAAAUGCAGCCGUGA
Molecule: messenger RNA, 1377 nt
Organism: Durusdinium trenchii
Lineage: Eukaryota; Dinophyceae; Suessiales; Symbiodiniaceae
Source: the annotation of a GenBank genome assembly